CGGAAUAUUUGGUAUAUGAUCCGAAUAUAAACAGGGAUAAAAGAUUUGGAUAAGGAUACGAAAUAAUUACUCCAUAUACCAUAGUGAGAUAGGAUAAAAGAUACAGAUACACCACCAAACAGACUGUAAAGGUACCACGUAUUAACACCGUUAAAACAUCUUCCAGCAUAAACAGAUGGCAGAUGUUGCAGCUGCUUAGCUUAUUCAAGCAGUGAUCAGUCUCAAUGAAGAUCUUUCUUUCACCCAUUUUCUCUCUCUUCUCUCUGCUUUUACUUACCAGGGUAACAUCUAAAGGCUUAAGCCAUGCACAUCCAAAACAUGCUGCGACACCACCAAGGGGAUGGAAUUCGUAUGACUCCUUUUGUUGGACAAUCUCUGAAGAAGAAUUUCUAAAAAAUGCAGAACUUGUUUCUAAACGGCUUCAUGCUCAUGGAUAUGAGUAUGUUGUGGUUGAUUACCUCUGGUAUAGGAAAAAGGUACCUGGAGCUUAUCCAGAUUCUUCAGGAUUCGAUGUCAUUGAUGAGUGGGGAAGAAUGGUUCCUGACCCUGAUAGGUGGCCUUCAUCCAAGGGUGGGAAAGGAUUCACCGAAGUGGCCAAAAAAGUGCAUAAAAUGGGGUUGAAAUUCGGAAUACAUGUUAUGAGAGGAAUAAGUACACAGGCAGUAGAUGCUAAUACACCUAUCUUAGACACCAGUAAGGGAGCUGCUUAUAUUGAGAAUGGAAGAAAAUGGACUGCAAGUGAUAUAGGGAUGAAAGAUAAGAAAUGUGUGUGGAUGCCACAUGGGUUUAUGAGUGUGAAUACAAAUUUGGGAGCAGGAAAAGCAUUUUUACGAUCGCUUUAUGAACAAUAUGCUGAAUGGGGAGUUGAUUUUGUGAAGAAUGAUUGUGUUUUCGGGGAUGAUUUGGAUAUAAAAGAAAUUAGCUAUGUAUCAGAGGUUCUUAGGAAACUUUCACGCCCAAUUCUAUAUUCCUUAUCCCCUGGUACAAGUGUCACACCUGCUAUGGCCAAGGAAAUUAGUGGAUUAGUAAAUAUGUACAGAAUAACCGGGGAUGAUUGGGACACUUGGGGAGAUGUGGCUGCACACUUCGACGUAACAAGAGAUUUUGCAGCUGCGAAAAUGAUAGGAUCCAGUGGCCUGUUGGGGUUAUCAUGGCCGGACUCAGAUAUGCUGCCACUGGGGUGGCUCACUGAUCCAGGUUCUAACGAAGGCCCACACAGGAAUUGCAAGCUAAAUUUCAAUGAGCAGAAAACUCAGAUAACUUUGUGGGCUAUGGCCAAGUCUCCGCUUAUGUUUGGAGGAGAUAUGAGAAAACUUGAUGACACUACGUAUAAACUCAUCACUAAUCCUACCAUUCUGGAAAUCAAUGCUUUUAGUUCAAAUAACCAGGAGUUUCCUUUCAUUAGGAGCUCUGAUUCUACCAAAAGUAACCCCUCAUCUCAUUCAGCACAUAAGGAAAACAUUCAAAGUUCUCACACAAAUUCUUUGGCUCUUGUGAGUUGCAAGGAACCCAAAGCAAAAGGCUGGUUAGUUGAAUCUGUUGACCAUGGUCUUGACCAAGUUUGCUGGAAAGAUAAUUCUGAAAUCAAUGAAGCACCCUUCUGCGUAUACAAGGGAAAAGCACAAGUUACAUCAGAUGAAGAGCUCUAUGGAACACAGUAUGAUGGAAAAACUCAUCUAUUAGAAACUUCCGAAGCAGAACUGUGUAUUGAGGCUUCUUCUAGACAAAGACUUACUUCACAAGAGUUCAAGAGGGGCUCUUCAUCUAAAUGCAAAAGGGAUGCCAAUCAGAUGUGGGAAUUAAAUAUGAAUGGCACCCUUGCGAACAGUUAUUCUGGUUUAUGUGCAACUGUAAAGACGGUUAAAGCUAAUGCUACCCCUGGAGGAAUUCGCUCUUGGGUUGCCACUGGAAGAAAAGGAGAAGUGUAUCUCGCCUUCUUCAAUCUGAACGAAGGGAAGACAAAAAUAACAACGCACCUGUCAGAUCUAGCAAAGGUACUCCCUGGUGUAAAAUUCAAAGAUGUAUCCAAAUGCGGAGAAGUUUGGAGCAGGAAAGACUGUCAUAUAAGAAAAGGGUCAAUUUCCAUGGACGUAGAAGCGCAUGGAGCAGCAUUACUUGUUCUGGCAAACAACAGAGAAUUAAUCAAAGUAAUUAGCAUUGGUUAUAAAGUUAAGAUCAAUUUUGACAGAUCAAUGGUUAAGUUGAAAACCUGAGAAGAAGGUUUGUGGGGAGGAAUAGAGAGCACCCCUUGAUCUUCUUACUCCGGGAGAUGGUUCGAAAUUAUGGGUGUUACAAGGCAAUAAAGGUUUUCAUGGUGUUCAUAAUCUUAUUUUUGCAUCUAGCCCAAAGGGCAGACAUGAACUCUUCUACACAAUAUUAUGACGAUUAAGUCGGUACUCUGCUGUCUUCUCUCCUUUACUCUUC
Chenopodium quinoa (quinoa) is the source of this 2424-nucleotide messenger RNA. RefSeq lists its product as uncharacterized. The transcript has 15 exons. Lineage: Eukaryota; Viridiplantae; Streptophyta; Magnoliopsida; Caryophyllales; Amaranthaceae. The record is from RefSeq and is a predicted model, not a curated record. Gene Ontology annotation, molecular function: hydrolase activity, hydrolyzing O-glycosyl compounds. The coding region runs from base 225 to 2213 and encodes 662 amino acids. Gene Ontology annotation, biological process: carbohydrate metabolic process.